Siniperca chuatsi (mandarin fish) is the source of this 6265-nucleotide messenger RNA. RefSeq names its product hook microtubule-tethering protein 3 (gene hook3). The coding region runs from base 173 to 2398 and encodes 741 amino acids. Gene Ontology annotation, biological process: cytoplasmic microtubule organization; cytoskeleton-dependent intracellular transport. Gene Ontology annotation, molecular function: dynein light intermediate chain binding; microtubule binding. Gene Ontology annotation, cellular component: centrosome; cytoplasm. The transcript has 26 exons. The record is from RefSeq and is a predicted model, not a curated record. NCBI's taxonomy places the organism in Eukaryota, Metazoa, Chordata, Actinopteri, Centrarchiformes, Sinipercidae.
CACCCACCCAGCCCUCCUCUGGCAGACGCCGGACUGGCGAAGCAGCGAACCCGACUAUUGGCCGACGGAUUGUGAGACACCCAGGGAGCGAGAGAGACCAAGGGAGUACAUGAAGCCGACUGUUAACUUCAGGCUCUGUUCACCACACGAAGUCGCUCUACGUUAGGUAACGAUGAGUACAUCAGAGUGCUUGGAUCGAAUGGAACUCUGUGAGAGCCUCUUGACAUGGGUCCAGACAUUUGGAGUGGAGGCACCAUGCAAGACGGUAGAAGACUUGACGAGUGGUAUCGUCAUGGCCCAAGCUCUACAGAAAAUAGAUGUAGUGUAUUUCAAUGACGCUUGGAUUAGUAGAAUCAAGCCGGAGGUUGGGGAUAACUGGAGGUUAAAAGUCAGCAAUCUAAAGAAAAUUCUGAAAGGCAUCCUAGACUAUAACCAGGAGAUCCUAGGCCAGCACAUCAAUGACUUCACACUACCAGAUGUUAACCUUAUUGGAGAACACUCUGAUGCAGCAGAACUUGGGAGGAUGCUACAACUUAUACUGGGCUGUGCUGUCAACUGUGAACAGAAACAAGAAUACAUCCAGACCAUAAUGAUGAUGGAGGAGUCCGUGCAACAUGUUGUCAUGACAGCCAUCCAAGAGCUGAUGAGUAAAGAGACUCCAGUGGCGGGAGGAAAUGACUCAUAUGUGGAUCUAGACAGACAGUUGAAGAAGACAGCAGAGGAGCUGAAUGAUGCUUUGGCUACCAAGGAAGAGAUAUCCCAGAGGUGUCGUGAGCUUGACAUGCAGGCCCUCCAUGUCCAAGAGGAGCGUGAUAGACUGAGGUUAGAGUUUAAUGAGCUAGAAGAGAGGGUGGCAGCGCUACAAGAGGAGAAGAGCAGUUUGCUAGCAGAAAACCAGGUCCUGAUGGAGAGGCUUAACCAGUCUGACUCCAUAGAGGACAUAAACAGCCCCGCUGGACGCAGACACCUCCAGCUGCAGACACAACUGGAGCAACUACAGGAAGAAACUUUCAGGUUGGAGGCAGCAAAAGAUGACUACCGGAUUCGUUGCGAAGAGCUUGAAAAAGAACUCUUGGAUGUAAAGUCACAGAAUGAAGAGCUUGCGUCACUGGCUGAUGAAGCCCAGUCUCUCAAGGAUGAGAUGGAUGUCCUCCGGCAUUCAUCAGACAAAGUGUCAAAGCUGGAGGGCACAGUGGAACACUACAAGAAGAAACUGGAGGACAUGGGACUUCUCAGGAGACAGAAUAAGCUUUUGGAGGAGAAGAACACAGUGUUAAUGCAGACCAAUGUCAGUUUGGAAGAAGAGCUACGAAAAGCAAAUGCUACCAAAGGCCAGCUGGAGACCUACAAGAGACAGGUGGUUGAACUUCAGAACAGACUGUCAGAAGAGUCUAAGAAGGCCGACAAGAUGGAGUUUGAGUACAAACGCGUCAAAGAGAAAGUAGACUCUCUACAAAAAGAAAAAGAUCAUAUGCGGACGGAGAGAGACUCCCUGAGGGAGACUAUCGAGGAGCUACAUUGUGUCCAAGCCCAGGAGGGUCAACUUACAUCAGGUUUGUUCCCGUUGGCCAGCAACGACGGCUCUGACUCGCUGGCUGCUGAGAUCACCACCCCAGAGAUUCGAGAACAUUUAAUUCGUCUUCAGCAUGAGAACAAGAUGUUGAAGCUGGCCCAGGAGGGAUCAGACAAUGAGAAGAUUGCACUGUUGCAGAGUCUACUGGAGGAUGCAAACAGAAGAAAGAAUGAACUGGAGACAGAGAACAGGUUAAUCAAUCAGCGCCUGAUGGAGGAACAGAGUCAGGUAGAGGAGCUGCAGAAGUCUCUUCAAGAACAGGGUUCAAAAGCAGAUGAUUCUUCCAUUCUGAAGAAGAAAUAUGAGGAGCACAUGGAGAAACUACAAGAGUUGAAUAAUGAGUUACUGAAGAAGAAUUCCUUCAUUGACGAAAUGGAGCCUAAAUACAACGCCAGCUCCCAACGAGUGGAUGAGCUAGAAGAGGCCUUGAAGAAGAAAGAUGAAGACAUGAAACAGAUGGAGGAGAGAUAUAAGAAAUACCUGGAAAAAGCCAAGAGUGUGAUCCGGACCCUGGACCCCAAGCAGAACCAGGGUUCAGGUCCAGAGGUCCAGGCCCUGAAGAACCAGCUGCAGGAGAAAGAGAGGAUGUUGCACUCAUUGGAGAAAGAGAUGGACAAGACAAAAGGCCAGAGAGAUUACGAGGAGAAACUGAUUGUGUCAGCCUGGUACAAUAUGGGUAUGUCUCUGCAGAAGAAGGCGGCUGAAGACAGACUUGCCAACACCGGCUCUGGUCAGUCCUUCCUGGCCCGGCAGAGACAAGCCACCAGCACACGGCGCUCCUAUCCAGGCCACGUCCAGCCAGCUACCGCAAGAUCCAUGAGGUAGAGAUGCCAGCAAUGUCAGUGCAUGACUGGCUCACCAAUGAACUGGCCUGGUCUGUCUGGCCUACACUGCCCCCCGGGCUGGGCUAGGCUGAGGCACGCGAUGCAUGAACUACCUGCCUGCCUGCCUACUGUUUGCAUGACUUUGCAUUGAGCCUGCGAAUAAUCAGCACAGCAGCAGCAGCAGCAUGAGCACUAACAACCCUCUGCAGUGUCAUGCAUUGUAACCUCCAGACAAGCCUGAGGAGGGAUGGGGUCGGAAAAGAAAACCCUCACCCUCCUUCCCCUAAUUAAAACCCUUUCCGCCCUUCCAGCUCCUUACUCCUCAUGUUCUCCUGCUCUUUGUUCUCCUCUCCAUUCUCCUCCCCUCCUCUCCUCCAUCUCUCCUCCCCCACCCCUCACUCUUCAUGGACAUGCCUGCUUGUGCUUCCACACCGCAUCAAGUCUGUUACAAUUCAACCUACGUUACAAACGCCUAGGACAGGGGCAGAAUAUCGCAACAUAGACUGUCAAUCAAGCAGUUGAUCUAUUAAUAGGCCUUUUCUGUAGUACUUGUGUGUAACUUGACGUCGGCUGGCUGAUUCAGGAUACCUCAAUGACAUAUUUUCAUAUAUCUGUUUUUAUUUACAUGGUUGGAGGAGAGUUGGCAUCAGUGUGAGAGAAAUAUUUGAGAGGUGUAGCCUGCAAAUCAGUCUGCCUAACAAAAAAAAUAAGGAGUCUGCUCCCCUUUUAAACUUUUAAGUGUGUAUCUUCUGCAAUUGUUCUGCCCAGCCACUCCUCAACAUGUUGCUAGAUGGCAUCUGAGAAGUGGUUUUACCUCAAGUAUUAGUGAGUACAACAAGUUUUGGACUUAUGGAGAGCUUAUGUGGCAUUACUGUGUUGCCCUGUAGACUUUUGGGCAGUUUGCAGUAGGAGCAUAGGAUGGCAAAAUAACUGUUUUUAAAUGAAUUACAUUGUUACUGAUAUGCUUUUAUACAGGAUAAAAGCCCCCAUUAAGCCUACUUGCAAUUUUUCUUUUGAUGGGAUUUAAUGUCAGCGUAGCGUCUAUUUCUCAAAUGCACAUUUAAUACGCAAUUAUAUAGUGUUUCUGAUGUUGGCUGUAUUGUAGUUGACUACUAUGUUACUUGUUUAAGUAGCAAAUAACCUGUGGUCUAAUUGAGCCAAAGGCAAGAAGCUCAGCUGACAGUGCAUUUUGUCACACGUUUAAUACAUUUAACCAUCAUUUGAUUCAUUGCCUGAAAUUUUAAAAAAAAUAAAGAAAUGAAACUGUACAUCAGCUCGCGUAGGCUAAUGUACAGUACAUUCAUUUGGUUGGAUUGAAAGGGCCAACCAUUUUUAAAAUGUAGAAAGGGAAACCAGUGCAACAGUCUCAGAUCAAACCCGUAUUCAGUCCAUUUCAAAAGCGUUCCCACCAGGCAGUUCAUAGUAAUAAUGUAAUUGUUUGACAGUGUUUCAGUAUUUUGUCAGUGCAACUUAACGGCACAGUUAUGUGAAAUUAUUUUUAGGUAUUAAUUGGAAGAAAUUGACUGCAGUGUUAAGCGCAAUACAAAGAACAGUUAUACAAGACACAAAUUAUAGUAUUAGUAAUAGGGAAACUUAACUUGGUGUUGUCACACUGUACGUUUUGAGUAGCUUUUUUAAUAAAAGUCUCAUUUAAAGUUUAUUUCCAGAGCUUAUUAAAAUGAUGAACCUAAGGACCUGGACCUAAGGAUAUCUACAUAUUAUAGGCAUAAGUGCAUACAUUUUUCAAAUGAGAGAGAUGGUUGAAUCCUCCAAUUUAGUGCCUUUGUUUAAAAUGUGAGAUUUAAACGGAAAAAAAACAAAAACAAGACUGACUGGUCUUUUUAUGACUAAAGGCAGCAAGACCAGUUUUAUUGUGUUAUUUGAAGGGGGGGGGGAGUCUGAGAUGAGCUUUCUUGACAAAAAACUUGUAUUAUUUGGUUUAAGUUGGCUUAAAGAGGGUUUUUCUUCUGUGUUUUUUAAACCUAUUUUACUCAUAAAUGUUAUAUUGUGUAACCUUGGUUUAAUUCAUGCAGUGCAUUUUUAUCUUAAUGGCUUAUUUAUUCUUUUGCCGCUUGUACAGCUGUGUUGUUACUUUUUUUUAUUAUAUUAGUAGUAGUAUUAUAUCACCACUUCUACUGUUACAAUGGAUGUGUUUCCAUACAUCAACAAAAUACUGUUAAAUGCUCGUCUUAUGCAACAAAAGGAGGAGAUGGUUUCAAGUAGUGUAGUUUGUCUCCAUCUAAUGAAAAUGACACCAAGGUUAUUAUAUUAACUGUGUCGGCUCAGAAAACUGAAUACUGUGUAAAAUGGCGAAAGUAGUGCAAGGCUACAUUACCUCCAGUCAGGAAGAGGAGUUUCUUAGAAAAUGACUGUGCUAAGAAACUCGUCAUGUUUGAAACUAAAUGUUUUCUCGUUAACAAAAAAGCACAUUUUACACUUUUAAUUCACUGAGUUGUUGGUGAAUUUACUGUGACCCUACAAAUGAUCAUAUUUUCCAGUGUUUCAGUGACAAAGAGUGGCAACAAAGACUGGGGCCAUGUUCGUGGAAAAGGCUCAUUAGCUAUUGGUUAUGCAUGUGUAAUUGCAUUGGGCAUCAAAUAAAUUUCCAGAAGUGAGCAGUGAAAUAACAUUUGCAGUAUAAAUUCAGUUGCAAAGUAAAGAGGUGACAUGUUGUGUCCAGUUCUCUACUUGUUUCUGUCCAAAACUGUGUUUUGUAAACCACAUGCCAUUAACAUCCACAGUUUGAGCUGUAAGUUAUAUUACACAGAACUCUUUUAACCGUCCAACCCCAGUAGUCAUUGGUUUGGUAAGAAAUCUGUAUAUAAUGGAACACAUCCACAUUGUGGUUGACCUGUUUUGUUUAUAUCAGGGAUGUUGGGGAAACUUUUUUUUUUUGUUGUUAAUAUCUCCCUAAGAGAAAGCAUAUUAUAUUGUCCCCUUUUAUCCCCCAUCAAGUCAGCCACUGUAUUUUGUUGCUUAUAUGUGUUUGUGUAUAUACUUACUAUUACUGGCAAAUAAUGAGAUACUGGGGGAAAGAUUAUCCCAAGGGAGUUACAGUAAUAUAACCAGAAAAACUGAUUUCAAAAGCCCAGCCAGUUUGGGUCAUUAUCAUUAUUAUUAUUAUUGUUGUUGUUGUUGUUGUUAUUAUUAUUAUUAUUAUUAUUAUUAUUAUUAUUAUUAUUAUUAGUUAGUAAGGCCUUAUUGACCUUAUUAAUACUAAUUUCUACUCAGUAAAGACGGAAAGGUGACAUCUUGAUGUACUGUUCAAGCUAUAACCCAAAAUAUUUCCUUAAUAUUCAUGUUUGAGAACAAAAUACUGAAUGAGGAUUGCAGAAAUCUUUACAAAACUCUGUCAUAAUGUGAUGUAGUACUUACAUGCCUACGCUAAAAUGAGUACCCAGUGUUCCCUAGUGUUACUUGAGUGCUAAUUGCACUGUGGGCCAGUCAAAAGUCUAUUCGAGAGAUGAAACAAACAACACGAGGCUGUUAACAGGUCAGAAUCUAUCACUACACAUGCAGUGUUUGCUGUAUUUUUUUACUCAUUGGCAAACUUUUCUUUACAUAUUGAAGUAGCAAAUAACCUUUCAUUUGCCAAGUUUUAUAUUGCUUGUAUACAAACCACUAUGUACAUACUUUAUGUGACAGUGGUAGCGAGGUGUCUGGCCAUUUGAAAAUGAGAAAAUAAAGCUCAUGUCUAGUUAGAUGGAUUUCAUAUCGCAUCUGUCCAAUGAGGACCUAUUGAUGAAAAUGUGCUUCCUACACUGCAAAACUUGGAAAUGACAUUGUAAAUAAAGCUUGUAUAAAACAGGCUGCUUCUCUGUUUUUACAUUUUUACAUUACAUGACCAAUAAAAAAACUUUUAAAUUUU